Molecule: messenger RNA, 1117 nt
Organism: Pseudopodoces humilis (Tibetan ground-tit)
Lineage: Eukaryota; Metazoa; Chordata; Aves; Passeriformes; Paridae
Gene: PKIB
Product: cAMP-dependent protein kinase inhibitor beta
Biological process (GO): negative regulation of protein kinase activity
Molecular function (GO): cAMP-dependent protein kinase inhibitor activity
Source: RefSeq, a predicted model, not a curated record
UCGGGCAGGAGUGGGAGGAUGUCCUGUGUCAUUUUGCUGUGCAGUUCGAGGGACUGCAGCCAAAAAAAAGGGGGAAAGAAAAGAGUAAAGUCAGCAAGGCUCCAGAUGUUGCUAUGAGGAAAGGAGUCAGCAAUGACUGAUGUGGAGCCUGUGGUCACAGAUUUUGCAGCAUCAGGACGGGCAGGCCGCCGAAACGCCUUACCAGAUAUCCUGGGCUCUCCUGCUGGUGCUGGGACUUCAGAGUUGCCACACAAACUGGCUGAGCUCUCUGUUUCAGAAGAUGCAGGAGCAGAGGGUGGAGAAGUGUCAUCAUCCAAGGCCUUGCUGGAAAGUCAAGAGGCGGAAGGAAAACGCAAUGAUUCCUAACACCUAAGGACUUCUGGGUUAAUGAAUCCCAUCAACAGCCUUCCUAGUUUCCCUGUGUCACCCCUUCUGAAGUGUGGUAACAACUUUAGCAGCACAGACAUGACUUUGCAAAACACUUGUACCUAGAUGAUUAUGCAGAUGGCAUACAGUUCGUUCUAAUGUCAUCCUUCAAAAGCAAUGUUCUGCAUAUCCAAACAGAAAGAGAGCUAAAGAAUGUAUCUCCUGUUUUCAGUUUUCUCUCUUGUUUUGGUUAUAGUAUUCUUCCUAACUAAUCUUAUUUAACAGUUCAUCUAAUUCAUGGUUUCAAAAUCAAAAUCAUGUUUCUAAUUUCCAAAACCAACUUAUUUCUCUCUGACACAGAGGUUCACUCCCCGCAAUGUGAUACUAAGUAUAUAUUAGAUUACAGACAUUAUCUGUAAUUUAUAUCCGGAGAUUUUUGUUCUCAUUAGACAUAUGUAGAUGGGUGUGAGAAAAAAAAAAUAAUUACAUAAAAUAAAAUUUUCUCCUACUCCUGUUGCCAGAAAGUUUUAUAGACUAUUUAAACAUCAGUGUUUGUUUUCUCUUCUGACCUCUAUUUGAUUAUGGCAGAUCAUCUCAGUUCUCCCACUCUUUGCAGUCUUGCCACUUUGGCCAUUCGUUUUCAUGCUGAAUAUUGUAGCUGUUCACGUGUAUCUAACGUAAAGUAGGUAUGUUUGUAUCUGAUGAAAAUUGUUUAAUCUCACUGUGGAAAUUAAAUAUCUAUCAUCUUUUC